CGUAAUUUUGGAGACUAUUAUAGGCCCUGGGGAAAGUGUCGACUUUAUUGAAGAAUGUAAAGAAAGAGCCGCCAUGAUUGUUAGCUUGAAGAAGGCAGUGGAGUUCACAUCAGAGGAGAUGAAAGAAUGCAAAAGUCAAAUGAAGAAAGUGGAAGAGCAAAACAAGCGCUUGUGUAAAGAAAAUAAUGAUGUGAAAGAAGAGAUGUUGGGGAAGAGUCAGAGAUGUGAAGAGAAGACUGGACCACAUGUCUACAUCAACGUGCAGAGGAUUGGAGACGUCCAGCAGUUGAUUGGUCAUCCGCAGAGUGGGAACUCUACUUUGAAACAGGACGUUUCACAGCCCCCCCACAUUAAAAAGGAAGAGGAGGAUCUCUGCAUCACUCAGGAGGGAGAGUGUCUUCUAGGACCACAGGAGGCUGAUCUCCCCAAGUUGCCACUGACUGUUGUCUCUGUGAAGACUGAAGAUGAUGGAGAGAAACCACAAGUAGACAACAUCUUAGCUCCACUAUCAGAUAGUGAGGCUGAGGACGAGGUUGAAGUAACUUUGAGCAGCGAUACAGACUGUGAACGUGAUAUGAGGACUCACACUGACAACAAACACUUUGAAUGUGUGAAGGAAAAGAGAGGUAAAACAUGUUUGAGGUGCUCGGUUUGUGCUAAAAGCUUCACUAAAAAGUACAAUUUGAGUCUACACAUGAGAACGCACACGGGAGAAAAACCGUUUAAAUGUUCAGUUUGUGGCCAAAAAUGUACUAAGAAGUGCAAUUUGACUGAGCACAUGAGAACGCACACAGGGGAAAAACCAUUUGAUUGUUCAAUUUGUGCUAAAAGCUUUACUAAAAAAUGCCAUUUGACGGAGCACAUGAAAACACAUACAGGAGAGAAAUCUUUUACUUGUUCAGUGUGUGGGGUAAGCUUUAUGCGAAAGGACAGUUUGGCUGAACACAUGAAGAUUCACACGGGAGAAAAACCAUUUAAUUGUCCAGUUUGUGGUAAAAGCGUCACUCGAAAGGCCAGCUUGACUCAACACAUGAGAUUUCACACAGGAGAAAAAGCAUUUAACUGCCCGGUUUGUGGUAAAAGCUUGAGUCAGAAGGGCAGUUUGACACAACACAUGAAAAGGCACACAGGAGAAAAGCCAUUUAAUUGCUCUGUUUGUGGUAAAAGCUUUAUUCGAAAGUACUGUUUGACUCAACACAUGAAUACACAUACAGGAGACAAGCCAUUUAAUUGCUUGGUUUGUACUAAAAGCUUUUUUUCCAGAACAGGUUUCACUCGACACACAAUGAAGCACACUGACAAAAAUCAAUAUAAGUAAGUAGAACAUGUUUUGCAAAUGCAUUCAUGGUAAAACACAUAAGAACACACACAGGAGAAAAACAUACAGUUGUUCAGUUUGUAGCUGAAACUAUACUUCAAGGAGCAUUUGGUCAAAACACAAGACUGCAAACAGGAGACAAAACAUUUAGCCGCUCUGUUUGCAAUAAAUGUUUCUCUCUGAAAUUGCUGUGUUGCAACCACGUGACCCGGGAAAACAUUAAAUAUGGCUGCUUUUUUUUAAUUUACGUUUAGUAGCCCAAAUGUGAGUGUGUUUUAAGGGUUUUGUUACAAAUAUUCAAGGAUAAAUAUUUUUUCACAACAUUUAAAAGGGGACUUUCCAGGGUGUCCAAAGUAAAGCCCGGGACCCGUUUGCAGCCGGUAGCUAUAGAUAAAAUAAAAGCGCAAACAAGUGCAAUGUCACGAGAAAAUGUUGCAAUAUUGAAACUAAUAACACUAAGCUGCCGUGCAGGCAGUUUUUUCACUUAAAAACUGACUUUGCUAUAAAAAAAAACAACAAUAAAAACUUAUAAAGGGCGGCCAGAUAUGAAGUUGAUCUAGAGUUUUGAGCGUUGAAAGUAAAAAUAAUAUGUAUUGGUAUGACUUAUUUAACACUUUUAUGAGUGUAGGUCUUUUGGAUCCUCAAGAUCUUUAGACUGAUGUAGUUUUCUUUUAAACCGUCAUUGUUCAAAAAAUAAUAAUAAAUCAAAAUCCAUGUUAUGCAAUAUUUAUUUAAAGGCCUACUGAAAUGAAUUUUUUUUAUUUAAACGGGGAUAGCAGAUCUAUUCUAUGUGUCAUACUUGAUCAUUUCGCGAUAUUGCCAUAUUUGUGCUGAAAGGAUUUAGUAUAGAACAACGACGAUAAAGAUCGCAACUUUUGGUAUCUGAUAAAAAAAAGGCUUGCCCCUACCGGAAGUAGCGUGACGUAGUCGGGUGAACAUAUACGCAAAGUUCCCUAUUGUUUACAAUGAUGGCCGCAUGAAGAGAUUCGGACCGAGAAAGCGACAAUUUCCCCAUUAAUUUGAGCGAGGAUGAAAGAUUUGUGGAUGAUUAAAGUGCAAGUGAAGGACUAGUGGGGAGUUGAAGCUAUUCAGAUAGGGAAGAUGCUGUGAGAGCCGGGGGUGACCUGAUAUUCAGCUGGGAAUGACUACAACAGUAAAUAAACACAAGACAUAUAUAUACUCUAUUAGCCACAACACAACCAGGCUUAUAUUUAAUAUGCCACAAAUUAAUCCUGCAUAAAAACACCUACGUGUUUGUUAUGCUAGCUCCUAGCUCCUCUGCUAGCUCCAUAGAACACGCCAAUACAAUUCAAACACCUGAUCAACACACACAAUCACUCAGCCCAAAAGACCGUUCACCUAACCCAAGGUUCAUAAAGCUUAUAUAUUUAGACAAAGUCACACACGUGACGCGCACGUACGGUCAAGCGAUCAAAUGUUUGGAAGCCAAAGCUGCAUACUCACGGUAGCACGUCUGCGUCUUUGUCAUCCAAAUCAAAGUAAUCCUGGUAAGAGUCUGUGUUGUCCCAGUUCUCUACAGGCGUCUGUGUAUCGAAGUCAAAAGUCCUCCUGGUAAGAGUCUCUGUUAUCCGAGUUCUUCCAUCUUGACUGCAUCUUUCGGGAAUGUAAACAAAGAAGCGCCGGCUGUGUACGUGUUGCUGCUGACUUCCCUCGCAAAAUAGACGCUUCGCACCGACAACUUUCUUCUUUGCUUGCUCAGCUUCUUUCUCCAUAAUGCAAUGAACAAAUUGCAACAGAUUCACCAACACAGAUGUCCAGAAUACUGUGGAAUAAUGAGAUGAAAACAGAGCUAUUUCGUAUUGACUUAAAUGGUGUCCGAAUACUUCCGUUUCAAUGAUUGACGUCACGCGCAUACGUCAUCCUCAGAGGCGUUUCGAACCGGAAGUUUAGCGGGAAAUUUUAAAUUGCACUUUAUAAGUUAACCCGGCCAUAUUGGCAUGUGUUGCAAUGUUAAGAUUUCAUCAUUGAUAUAUAAACUAUCAGACUGCGUGGUCGCUAGUAGUGGCUUUCAGUAGGCCUUUAAGGGUCCAAUUAUUUAACAUCAAAUAUUAAAUUAUUUAAAUGUUUUGGGGGAAAUGUUGCAUAUUUUGUGUUUUUGCCAUAAAAAACAGGGUUUUCUUUGGGGAAAAUGG
This is a messenger RNA of Entelurus aequoreus (snake pipefish), 3471 nucleotides long. Its product is annotated as oocyte zinc finger protein XlCOF6.1-like. Gene Ontology annotation, cellular component: nucleus. The record is from RefSeq and is a predicted model, not a curated record. Lineage: Eukaryota; Metazoa; Chordata; Actinopteri; Syngnathiformes; Syngnathidae. The coding region runs from base 74 to 1318 and encodes 414 amino acids. Gene Ontology annotation, biological process: regulation of transcription by RNA polymerase II. Gene Ontology annotation, molecular function: RNA polymerase II cis-regulatory region sequence-specific DNA binding; DNA-binding transcription factor activity, RNA polymerase II-specific. The transcript has 2 exons.